Ipomoea triloba (trilobed morning glory) is the source of this 1839-nucleotide messenger RNA. Its product is annotated as pollen-specific leucine-rich repeat extensin-like protein 2. The record is from RefSeq and is a predicted model, not a curated record. The transcript has a single exon. NCBI's taxonomy places the organism in Eukaryota, Viridiplantae, Streptophyta, Magnoliopsida, Solanales, Convolvulaceae. Bases 1 to 1839 code for a protein of 612 amino acids.
AUGGAAGCAGACGGAGACUCAGACUCCCCAACUUUUUGGACACAGUCCCCCACCGUCUUCCGCCGUCAACCACCGUCUCCGAUCUUCAAUCCCGUGGUUCUCAUCUUGCUCGUCCCCAUUCUGACAUUGCUCGUCGUCUUCUUUCUGCUUCCUCCCUUUCUCUCGCACGCUUCCCAGUUGCUCAGACCUAACGCCGUGAAGAAGAGCUGGGAUUCGAUUAAUGUGUUGCUUGUAGUUUUCGCCAUUCUUUGCGGUGUUUUUGCACGUAAGAACGACGACGUUUCGGCUUCCCGUAAUGAAGAUGAUGAUGUGCGAGGGGAGGAGGGGAGGGGAAAUGCUUCCGGGCUAGGGUUCAGAGAAGUGUCGGGUUUUGAGUAUUCUGAUCCGAAGGCGCCGAUUGCGGUGCCGGAGACUGGAAUUAGCCGGUUACGGAGGAGCAGUAGCUCGUAUCCGGAUCUGAGGCAGGUGCCGGCACCGGAAACUGAGGACAACCGUUUCCGUUUUUAUGAUGAUUUUGAACUCAAUUUCUAUCGAUCAACGGCGGCGGCGGCGGCGGAGUAUGAUCGCCACCGUCCGCGGUGGAGUGAGGUGGAGAGGAAGGAGGAUGAGGUUAAGGUUAAGGUGAUUCCCGUGGAUACGGUUAAACUUCGUUCUUCCUCGAAUCCUCCACCACCUCCUCCGCCGUCGCAGAAGAAGCUGAAACGGAGAAGAUCGUUAAACAGUGUUUCAAGGAAGGGAGUUUUGAAUAUGCAAAGUAAUGAAACUGCGGCUGUAAAUCCUGUAAUUGUUGAAAACAGGCCUCCUCCUCCUCCACCACCUCCGCCUCCGCCGCCACCUCCACCAGCACCGCCGGCGGUGAGAGAACAUAUCCCCGAGGAGGAAAAGCCGCCAAAACUUCAGCGGAAAAAGAGCGGCGCGAAGAAUGAAAUAGCAACGGCCAUAGCUUCUUUUUACAAUCAGAGAAAGAGGAAACAGAGAACAAAAACUAGAAACAUUUACGAGUCUGCCCCUGCCUCUGAACACUCUCCGUCAUUUCCACAUUCACCGCAAACGCCACCUCCACCUCCUCCGCCUCCGCCUCCGCCGCCGCCUCCGCCGUCUAAGGUUUUCCACAAUCUGUUCAAAAAGAGCAGCAAAAGCAAGCGCGUACACUCUGUUUCAUCCAAUGCACCACCACCUCCUCCUCCGCCGCCGCCUCCGCCAAAAUCAAUUUUGAACAAUUUGUUCAAAUCAGGCGGCAAAAGUAAGCGAUUCAAUCAUCAAUCCUCAUCGGAUCCCCCACCGCCUCCUCCUCCUCUCCCGCCACGUUCCUCAAUAGUCAAUAGCUUUUUGAAAGCUGGAAACAUAAGCAGGCGAUUCAAAUCCCCAAGCUAUGCCUCUAAUCCGUCGCCGCCAUCAUAUCAUCACCAAACGCCAACUCAAUCUCCAUCAACGCCGCCGCCUCGGCGGCCAGUGACAGCUAGAAAGCCACCACUGCCUACAAAAACUCCGCGCAGUUACUACGACGAUAAUUUGAAUAGCGGUUCGCAAUCCCCGUUAAUUCCAGUGCCGCCUCCCCCGCUGCCGUUCGGAAUGCCGGAAAUGAGCUUCGUGCCGCGCGGAGAUUUCGUUCGAAUUCUUAGCAACCACGGGGAGUCCCGGUGCAGCUCGCCUGAGCUGGAAGACGUCGACGUGAUGUCAGUGAAAUCGGAGCAAAUCGACGGCGAGGACAUAAUCGGCCCGUCCGUUUGCCCGAGCCCGGAUGUUAACGUAAAAGCGGAGAGUUUCAUUGCUAGGCUCCGAGAUGAAUGGCGCAUGGAGCACAACAAUUCAUUGCGAGCAAAAGGAAAUCUGGGCUGA